AUGUCAGAGGUCCUCACUGUAGACGCUAUUUUGUUUGGGCUCUUGGUCUUCUCUGGUAUCCUUGGAAACAUCUUGGUCAUCCAUGUGGUGUUGCAGUCGGCCCUUAAGAGUCCGUCUCGGAGGCUCCCUCCCUCGGACACUAUUUUGGUGCACCUGUCUCUGGCCAACCUGCUGACCUCGCUUUUCCGCACAGUGCCCAUCUUUGUGUCCGACCUGGGCUUGGAUGUGUCUCUGUCUCCGGGCUGGUGCCGAAUCUUCAUGUUGCUGUGGGUGUGGUGGCGAGCUGUGGGCUGUUGGGUGACUCUGGCACUAAGCGUCUUCCACUGCACCACCCUGAGGCGGCAGCAGGUGAACUUUGGCCCUCUCGCACAGCAGAGGGAGAGGCGGCGGGUUUGGAUCGUUCUGGGGCUGGUGUGGGGGCUUAACCUGGCCUUCUCAAUUCCAGCCUUGGUAUACAGCACUCACGUUCACGGCAACGCCACUGUGGAGCUGAUGGUGAUCAGCUGCACCACUAGGCCUCUUCUGGGCUGUGUCUGGGAGUUCCCCUCCAACCAACAAGGCUCAGCCUUCGCCUCUUCCUCCCUUGCACUUAAUGAGGUGUUGCCGCUGGUGCUGAUGGUUUGCACCAACCUGGCCACGCUUCAUGCGCUGGCAAAACACAUACGAGCUGUUACUGCAGGGACAGAGUCAGGAGGAGCCUGCGGGGAGAUGGACAAACACUUGUCCACUGAACGCAAAGCGGCUCAUGUGAUCAUGUCGCUGGUGUCACUCUUCGUGGUCUGCUGGGCACUGCAGGUUGCUGCGGUGACGUACUACAACCACGAUGGGGGACACCACGCUGAAGGGCUGCUGACUGUGGCUCACUUCUCAGCCUCACUGUUUGUAGGAUUCAGUCCCAUGGUGGUGGCCCUGGGACAUGGCAAGCUGAGGAGGAGAAUCGUUAGUAUGAUCCUGAUGUGGUCGAAAGUGCUUAAAUGUCACAGGAAGAACACUGAGGAGGGGGGUGAAUCCCCAAAGACUAAAGGAAAGAAGGGAAAACAAAGUGUUUUUAUUGUCCAAAAAGAAAGGAAGGUCAUAAAAGUGAAGGAGAAAGUUAGGGCAAAUAAAUGA
Epinephelus moara (kelp grouper) is the source of this 1110-nucleotide messenger RNA. RefSeq names its product olfactory receptor class A-like protein 4. Lineage: Eukaryota; Metazoa; Chordata; Actinopteri; Perciformes; Serranidae. The coding region runs from base 1 to 1110 and encodes 369 amino acids. The transcript is spliced from 2 exons. Gene Ontology annotation, molecular function: G protein-coupled receptor activity. Gene Ontology annotation, cellular component: membrane. The record is from RefSeq and is a predicted model, not a curated record. Gene Ontology annotation, biological process: G protein-coupled receptor signaling pathway.